AUGAUAACACCUAUUUAUUUAUGUCGUGGGGCAUUUUCACAUUAUCGACGAUACAUAUCUCAAUCAACUCAUGACCCUUUGAAAAUUGCAUUUUUUGGUAGUGAUAAUUUUAGCGUGGCCAGUUUAAAUAAGCUCAUUCAAUAUCAAAAGAAAAACCCAGACAAGGUCGAUAGCGUUCAUGUCAUCACAAGAAGCCUUAAGCCACAAGGAAGAUAUAUGAAAACAGUGCAGGAUCUUCCAGUUGGCAAAUUUUCUAGUCAACAGGGUCUAUCCAUAAUGAGAGCGGAUACUUCUCAGGAAAUAAGACAGCUUUCAGAACAAUAUCUUUUCAAUCUUGUGAUCGCUGUAUCAUAUGGUAGACUCAUUCCUUCAACAUUCAUACAACAUUGCAAGUAUGGUGGACUUAAUGUUCACCCGUCACUUCUACCGAAAUAUUGUGGCUCGUCACCAUUGCAGUAUGCCCUAUUGAAUGAUGAUAAAUUUACUGGAUGUACCGUUCAAACAUUACAUCCUACAAAAUUCGAUCAUGGUGAUAUUAUAAUACAAUCUUCAGAAAUACCUAUACUGGAUGAUGACAAUUCUGUUUCAUUAUUCAAAAAAUUUGGCGAGAUUGGAGGUGAUCUUUUAGUUAAAUCAAUAGACCAGGGCUUGUUUGUCAACCCGACCCCAAUAGAAAACAAUUAUACACGUUCAAUGGCUCCUAAAAUCCCUAAAGCCAAACUGCAAGUUUUUUGGAACAAAUAUCUGGCUCGAGAAAUCAAGAGACUAUACGAUGCAUUAGGGCCGAUCUUUACGUUUCUAAACGUUAAUGUAAUCAGAAAAAGAAAACAAAUAUGUGAAAAGCAACGGGUGAUAUUAUCUUGCGUCAAAGAGUAUCAGUUAACAGACUCAUUUGAACAAUUGAAAGAACCAGGAGAUUUUCUGUUGGUAGAAGAAGGACUUCUUGUUAAAGCCAAAAAAGGUGGGGUUUUAGUUGAGAGAAUAAAAAUGCAAGCCCAAGAAGAGGAAAGCCCAGAAAAAUUUAUAGGCACAUAUUCCAAAAAAGUGGGACCAGACAUGCCCAAACAUUUCAUAAAUUGA
Messenger RNA from Candida albicans SC5314, 1080 nucleotides. It is a transcript of the gene FMT1, whose product is annotated as methionyl-tRNA formyltransferase. Gene Ontology annotation, biological process: biosynthetic process; conversion of methionyl-tRNA to N-formyl-methionyl-tRNA. Gene Ontology annotation, molecular function: methionyl-tRNA formyltransferase activity. The coding region runs from base 1 to 1080 and encodes 359 amino acids. The record is from RefSeq and is a predicted model, not a curated record. The transcript has a single exon. Lineage: Eukaryota; Fungi; Ascomycota; Pichiomycetes; Serinales; Debaryomycetaceae. Gene Ontology annotation, cellular component: mitochondrion.